AGAUAAGAUCCAACCUCAUUGACUGUUGGCGUUGAUCGUAUAAAAGCUUCAAUGCAAAGAUGGAUUUGACUCUUGCAAAAUGUCGCGGAAUUUCCUUAUUAUUUUCGCAGCUCUCUUUACGGGAUGUUUCGGAUUUUAUUUGAAGCAUUCGCCGUUUCUGGAUAAUCGUAUCGUAGGUGGACAAUCAGUUAGCAUUCUGGAUCAUCCUUAUCAAGCGAGUUUAUUAUUCCAAUAUGAACACUUGUGUGGUGCUUCUGUAAUUAGCCAAAAAUGGGUUAUAACCGCUGCUCAUUGCAUGAAAUUCCAACCAUCUUUUUAUUUAGUAUCAGUGGGUAGUAAUGCUACGAAAAGGGGUAUAAGAUAUGCGGUCACUAGAAUUAUAUCCCAUCCAAUGUUCGAUCCUACAACUUUAAAUUAUGACGUCAGUCUUCUUGAAGUCGAAGGAACAAUAUAUUUGAGUAACAAAGUAAAACCGAUAAAACUUACUUUCGUUGAACCAAAAUAUGGUUUUAUGAAUGUCACUGGAUGGGGUAGUUUAACGGAGUCAGGCGAUAAUCCAAACUCUUUACAAGGAGUAAGUGUACCCAUUAUUAGCAGAGUAAACUGUCAAGCAACUUACAACAACAUUGCCAAUGUAACUGAACAUAUGAUCUGCGCCGGUUUUGAGAAUGGUGGUAAAGAUUCCUGUCAAGGUGACUCCGGAGGACCACUUACAGCAAAUGGUACACUUUACGGAAUCGUUUCAUGGGGAUUUGGAUGUGCCCGACCAAAUUAUCCCGGUGUAUAUACUAACAUUGCAUCUUUACGCUUAUGGAUUUUGAAAAUGAGUGGUGUUUAAUAUGAUUUAAAUGAAAAAAGCAUCCUAUUGAUUUGUACCAUCUUUAUUGAAAUUUUCAUUCUUGGAGAGGCUAAAAAAGCGUUCAUCAAAGACUACCCCUAUCACGUGUCUGUUCAAAAAUCCGGAAAGCAUAUAUGUAGUGGUGCUUUGAUAUACGAAUCCUGGAUUUUAACCGCAGCAUCCUGUGUAUUCAACUCGAAGACAUCCGAUAUCAAGAUACGCGUUCGUUCUGAAUCUUUAAUAAAAAAUGGAAAUAAUUUGGAUAUAAAUAACAUCGUUAUCCAUAAUCAAUUUGACAAAUACAUCAAUGUCAACGACAUAGCAUUGAUAAGGCUGAAAAUGCCAGUAAUGUUCGGACAAAACUUGCAACCAAUUGGUUUGCCAGAAAAUGCAGAUUAUUUCAUUAAAGAUAAUACCACAUCUUUCGUUACUGGCUGGCAACGAAAAUCGUUUCAGAGAAUAUCCAUUGAACCUGAAUUGUCGGUAAUAAGUGUAAUGACCGUAAAUCAGAAGAGAUGCGCGUCCUUUAUGCCUAGCUAUAAACCACUCUCCGAGAAAAUGCUUUGUGCUGGUAACAUGACUAAAGGAGUGGAAACGUGUCAGGGAGAUCUAGGAGCACCUCUCAUGGUAGACCAGAUGCUGAUUGGGAUUCUAUCCUAUGGAUUAGGAUGUGAGACUAUGCUACAUCCGGGUGUCUAUACCCGUAUCAGUAAUUACCUCGAGUGGAUUGCAUCAAAUUCGGGUGUCCACUACUAAAAUAUUGAUUUAGAAAAUUAGAAAAUACAUGUAAGUAUAUAUCAGAAAUAAUCGCUCAGGUGUCAAUAUACGAGAACAAUGUCUACAUAAAAAGUUGUAAUAAUUGGAUAUUUAUAUAGUAAUAAAAAUAUACAAAAAUAUA
Messenger RNA from Vespa velutina, 1736 nucleotides. RefSeq names its product serine protease 53-like. The transcript is spliced from 12 exons. Lineage: Eukaryota; Metazoa; Arthropoda; Insecta; Hymenoptera; Vespidae. The record is from RefSeq and is a predicted model, not a curated record. Gene Ontology annotation, biological process: proteolysis. Gene Ontology annotation, molecular function: serine-type endopeptidase activity.